Amborella trichopoda is the source of this 1387-nucleotide messenger RNA. NCBI's taxonomy places the organism in Eukaryota, Viridiplantae, Streptophyta, Magnoliopsida, Amborellales, Amborellaceae. The record is from RefSeq and is a predicted model, not a curated record.
AUGGUUAUAAUUUUGGUUUCAGGGGCCUCUUGUAAUUGUUUUUCAGGCCGGCCUUCUUUCGACGGGAAGCCCGAAUUCUCAUUUGGGCCCAUCUCCCAAAAGGACCGCCUCUAUCGCAAGUCCUUUGCGGGUCUCGAAAGCAUCGAAGAUGAGGACCCCAUCGAAAUAGAAGACGACGUCUUUGCCAACCUUAACGAAAGGCUCUUAGCCAUAGGAACCUUGGGCUUGGAUCCCGUUGCACCGGAUGAGUCCCAACUAGAGGCCCAUUUUGACAUUCAAGACUUGCCUGAGAAAGAAUCAGAGCUCACGCCCACUCAUAUCAAGCUCAUCAAUGAAGAGUUGGAGAAGGUUCUCAACCACCAUGCCAAAGAAGAAGCCCAAGGCCAUGCCCCGGCCCCAGCCCCGCCCCAGGCCCAGGGCCAAGUUCUUAUCAAUCACCACCCAAACAACAAUGCCAAGGACAGUGGGGUGGAGAACCAAGGGCAAUAUGGAAAUGUUUGUCCCUUGCAAGGGUAUUUGUUUGGAUCCCCUGUGAACAUUGGGGCAGUGAGGGUGAAAGAGCAAAGAACUUCUUUGGGGGAGCUUUUCAUGAGAAGCAAGGCUGAAGAUGUGAUGAGAGAGAAAGAAGAGAGAGAAGAGAAGAAAGAAGGGAACAGCAACGAUAAUAAUAAUACCAAGGUUGGGGCACAUUUGGUAAGGAAGAUACUUGGUCGUAAAAGUGCCCACAGGAACACUUCCUCAAAUGCUAAUGCUGAUUCUUCAAUUGAUCCUGCAGCUAAUAAGCUCCACAAGCUGUUGCAUAUCUUUCAUAGGAAAAUCCAUCCAGAAAGCUCUGAUGCCGCAAAGAAUGAAACCAAGGCCCACCUCAAAGGUUAUAAGGGUGGCGGUGCAUAUGAUGGAGAUGUGGACGAAGGCAAAGAUUUGAUGGGUCGAGAGAGAGAAAGCGCCCGCACACGCCGCUACAAGGCUCACCGCGAAACACCAUUCUCCGGCAUCAAUUCGAAUGGGAACACCGGAUAUUGGAUUAAGACUGAUGCAAACUAUCUGGUUCUGGAGCUCUAAAACAGGAAAGGAGAAUCUGCAUAUCAUCGUUCUCUAGAGAGAGAAUAUAAAUUAUUGGUUUUUUUAGAGAGAGAAUGAAAAUUAGUUAUUAGUAAAUAAAAAUUAUUAGUUUUCUAGAGAGAGAAUGAAAAUUAAUUACUAAGAAGCGUGAGAUGAUGUGGCUUGUUUGUUCUUACUGUGCUAUAUACGUAUCUUACUGUGCUAUAUACGUAUCUUGUUGAUGUGAUCAAUGAAGAAAGCAGGGUUUGUUUUCAGUAUUAUAAUGAAGAUAAAGACAGAGUUGUCACUUCAAAUUUAGUCUCUUUCUCAUAUGAUGAACAAUAAA